AAUGGGCUGUCCGAGCGAGCAGCUCAAGGGCAGCAGGAAAAGGUAUCUUGGUAUUAAUCCCUUCCAUAGAGAGAGAUCUGAAUAUCCAUUGUGGGGAGCUACGAAUCUGUUUGACCGAUAAUCCUGUCCCUCUCAAGCGCUCUCCCCUGGGAGUCACUCACAGAGGAAAUGCCCCUGGUGAUCCCUGACAGAGAGAUUUCUCUGAACUGCCCCGAUGGGGCGGAUCCCGGGACCUGUUGGGACCAGGAGACACAUUGUCAGGCUGUCCAGAGGCAUUGCCCUGCAGCAGGCCUAAAGCAAGAGAGGUGACUAAAACCUCCUUGAAGGGAAUUAUACCAGGGUUUGGAAUUCCCAUAGGUCUGUUGUCAGCUAGAGCUCCUCACUUUAUAGCAGAGAUUGUACAAGAGUUGAGCCAAGUCCUAGGAAGAAAAUGGGCCCUGCCCACCCCCUGGAGCCCCCACUAGUGGGAAAGCGGAAAGGAUGAAUCAAACUCUGCAGAGACCAAAGGAUUCUCCAGGACACCCUUUCCAGCCCGGAGAGUACGUCCACAUCAAGACGUGGGAGAGCGGAACUUGCAGAAAGCUGGAAGCAACCCUUUCAGGUGCUGAUAACAACUCGCACCGCCCUUCAGGUAGAAGAAAUCGACAGGUGGAUACAUUAGAUGGACGUGGAGUCAGCACCGAGUUGGGAGUGGAGAACUGUCCUUGAGGCCAGGAAUCCUCUCCAGAGGAAACUGCAGAGAAGCACCAGGGACUGACAUUUAAAAACCAAGGAGACCGAGUGCUGUAAUUGCCCUUCAAGUGUGUGGUCUUCUCCCUCCAGAGAUCAAAGAAACUCCUGUGCCCUCUCUGGUUUGAGAAGACCUGGGAAACCUCUUUGGAUCUGAGCUGCCAAGAAAAGUGACGGGAUGAGAAGCACCGGUGAUGGAUGCCUGCAAAGCAGUGGGACUGGUGAGGGAGGAGAUUCCAGCCCUCUGCUCCGCUCUGAGGGAGCAGUGGCUGUGGCAGAGAUGUUCUGUGCGUCCAUAGCAGUGGGAUCGGCGAGGGAGGAGAUUCCGGCCCUCUGCUCUGUUCUGAGCGGGCAGAGGAGGGGCUACAACGCAGAGAAAACCAGGGCAAGGCAAGCAGCCAGCUAGAGUCCAAGUGGAGAGAAAUGCUGAAGCCUGGUUAAUAAGGAAGAGGUUCCACUGCUGAAACAGAUGAGAAGGAGAAGAAGGGGCUCUAAGACCUGAAGGAAGGGCUCUGUCUGGAGAUGGAGGUCAGAGAGAAGUUGAUGGGAGUACCCAUCAAGAGCCCCUGCAGGAUCCUCACCUGCAGGACAGCGAGAGGGAAAAGCAAUGUGUCGGUGCCCUCCAUGCCAACAGUAUUCAGGGAUCAGCUGAGGCUCUGCAAAAUGCCUUUAUCCUUGCGCCACGUUAUGGGCUGUGCAGUACCUGCAGCGGUGGGACUUCUUGGCUGCUGGUGGAUCUACUCCCGCAUAAAGAGGCGUAGAGUCUGUCCUGACCAAAGAGCAACAGGCCCCAGGACAGAGCAGCAGGAGGAAGUUGCAGGGGAGGAAUCAUCACCUGAACCAGCAGCAGGGGUUCCUCGAAGGCUGCCUCGUCUGUUGGAAGAGGAAAGGCCAGAGAAUGAAAACGCUGGAGGAUUUUCCGCGCCCUGCCAGCCUCAGGCAGCCGUGGCACCCAGGGGCUUGCAGCUCGCAGCAGCAGAGGACCCAGCGUCGGGCACCGAGGGAGCCAGCGCGGAGAGAAGCUCUGCUGCGAGGGAUGGCGGCAGGAGCCAGCGGCCCCAGGCAGGGCCGGUGGAGGCAGCAGAAGGCUCCCAGUGCCCCAUCUGCCUGCAAGGUGUUACAAAUGCCUCCUACGUGGCCUACUGCCUGCACAGCUUCUGCUUUGGGUGCAUCCAGCGUUGGGCCACGAUGAGCAAGACCUGCCCCAUCUGCCGGCAGCCGUUGGAGCGCCUGCUGAUCUCAGUGUGAGCAGAUGACGAGUAUGAGGAGCUCGUCCUUAGCCCUCCCAAUCACGUGUGCAGGUGGACGGCCAUGGGAAGGCCCUGCAGCCGCUUCCCACAGCAGCUCUACUACCUGCGCAGGGGGACCACCAGCAGAAGCCAGAGCCCAGUUGGCCAUCACGCUGCUACGGACACACUCAAUGAGUGUGUCUCAGAGCUGCUGCAGUCCCUCCGCUUCUACCUCCAUCGCCUGCAGUGAACCCCCGGCUGCUU
Molecule: messenger RNA, 2222 nt
Organism: Cuculus canorus (common cuckoo)
Lineage: Eukaryota; Metazoa; Chordata; Aves; Cuculiformes; Cuculidae
Product: E3 ubiquitin-protein ligase Topors-like
Exons: 10
Coding region: 1252-1977 (241 amino acids)
Biological process (GO): protein monoubiquitination; protein polyubiquitination
Molecular function (GO): ubiquitin protein ligase activity
Source: RefSeq, a predicted model, not a curated record